UCAGAUUCGUCCGCAUCGUUGCCUUCGACUUCCCGAGAUGGACCGAGCAAAAAGAAGGUUUACACCUGCUUCCUGGAGAGCUGCAGGAAAAGCUACAAGAAGAGUUCGCACCUGAAAGCUCACAUGCGUUCGCACACAGGUGAAAAGCCUUUCGUGUGCAAAUGGCCGAAUUGCAGAUGGCGAUUCACACGUUCCGACGAGCUGACGCGCCAUCUGAGGACGCACACCGGCGAUAGACCGUUCAAAUGCGAGGUUUGCGGAAGGAGCUUCGGAAGAUCGGAUCAUUUAGGGCUGCACCGGAAGCGACACGUGUAGGGAGGAAGCUUCCGGUUGCGCGCAACAAAGAGAAAUAAAAACCAAUUGUAGGCCAGUAUAUUAUAUGCAACAAGUUCAUUAGUCAAUUAUUGUUUUUAAUG
Molecule: messenger RNA, 416 nt
Organism: Nicrophorus vespilloides
Lineage: Eukaryota; Metazoa; Arthropoda; Insecta; Coleoptera; Silphidae
Product: Krueppel-like factor 7
Exons: 2
Biological process (GO): regulation of transcription by RNA polymerase II
Molecular function (GO): DNA-binding transcription factor activity, RNA polymerase II-specific; RNA polymerase II cis-regulatory region sequence-specific DNA binding
Source: RefSeq, a predicted model, not a curated record